AUGAACAGCGUCACCCCCAAUUCCCUCGCCGGCCUGUCUCUCUCGAUAUUCUCCGACCUUCUCGCAAACAUCACGCACGACAUUGCCCUGCAAUCCCACCGCUCCGAGAAGCUCCUCCGUACGAAGCAGCAGCAUCUGCACCCGCCCACCACCGACGGCUCCCCGCCGCCCGCCGCAACCGCAAACCCGCUCGCGGUCGUCCCGGCCGAGAUAAUAUGCUCGCGCUGCCACCUGCCGCAGCACACCGCGCACACGCUCGAGACCACCACCGCCGCCGCGCAAAAGAAAAAGUUCUGCCCGCGCCUCCCCUUCCAGGACGCGCCCUUCCACGACAUCUACGGCAACCCCUUCCCCACCGUCAAGGAGAACGCCGCCAACAAGAAGGGCGACAGCAACAAGUCUGCCGACUCGCCCGCCGAGGAUGGCGCCGCUGCCGUCGCCAUCGCGCCCGGGAACGGAAAGAAGGGCGCCGCGGUCUACUUCAAGUGCCCCUGCUGCGACAAGGAGAAGGUGCCGCCGAAUCGCUUUGCAAAGCAUCUUGAAAAAUGCCUGGGCCUCGGCCGAAAGAGCUCCCGCGCGGCAAUGGCGAAGAUGAAUAACAGCAACUCGGGAAGCGGCGCCGGGAGCCCCAUGCUUAGCGCCGCGGACGCCACCACCGCUCAGGGCAGCAAGACGGCGAGUCGCAAGGCUAGCCCAGAGAAGAAGAGCAAGAGCCCCGUCCCGCUCGAGGAGGUGGCGGUCCCGCCGCCACCGGCGACGCCGGUGAUAUCGUCAAAACCGAUCUUUGCGGCGUCGGUGACGGAGAUGGCUGCUGGCAGCGGCGUGCCCACGCCAAAGAAGAAAAAGAAGAAGGCUACUGCCGCCGCCGCAGCUUUAAAGGUGGGAUCGGUGCCGCCGGAAGAGGAUAAGGGGUUGUUGGCGAUGCCGGAGACGCCCACGAAGCCGAUUGAUGUGCCGUCGUUGACGCCGCUGCCACCACCGAUACUGGCCAAGGAGCCGACGACGCAGAAGAAGCGGAAGCGGAAGGCGGAGACUUUGGCCGCUAAGGUAGAGGCGGCGGCGACAGCGGUCGGGGAGGAGAGUAGGGAGGCUAUCACACUGCAAUUGUCGAAGGCGCCGCCGCUGAAGAAGCAGAAGCUGGCGCUGGGAGGGGGGGAGAAGUCGACCACGUUGGACAGCCCGAAGAAGAGCCAGCUGAGCAAGUUCAAGAACCGCGCAAAUAGCCCGAGUCCUGGUGGGACGAGCAGUAAGAAGGGAGAGACAAUUAGGAAAUCCUCACCCGCACCCCACGCAUCGCCACCAACAACACACAAGUCGCUCCCCCCCAAACCGCCCACACCACUCACAGGUCCGCUCUCCGCAGCCCCCAUGGUCACCUCCUCGUCGAGCCAGGGCGCAACGCCAAAGCAGCGGAAACCAAAACUCGGAACUGGCGGAUCGGGCAAGAAAGCCGCCGCAAACUCAACUGCUCCAACAACAACAGUUACUACUGGCGACGGUGGUGGUGGUGGUGGGACCGUGGUGAAAAAGGUCACAAAGCCGAAGAUUAAGAAGGUUGUGGGCGGCGUGGCGGGCAAGACGGUGCCGGUGCCGAGGGUUGCGGGGAAAACGGUGCCUGUGCCAGGUGUUGCGAGGAAGGGGCCGAAGGAGUAG
Molecule: messenger RNA, 1653 nt
Organism: Morchella importuna
Lineage: Eukaryota; Fungi; Ascomycota; Pezizomycetes; Pezizales; Morchellaceae
Exons: 3
Coding region: 1-1653 (550 amino acids)
Source: RefSeq, a predicted model, not a curated record